AUGGAGCGAAAGCUUUCUUGCCAAAUUCCUCUUCAUCCAAAUGCUGACACAAGCUUUUCUUCUUCUCCUUUAAGUGGUUCAAAAUUGUAAGACCUACUCAGACUGCAGCGACAAAGCAAGAGAAUACAACCAAAUCCCAGCGAGCUUUCAAAAAUGCGCAUAAUUCAAAGCGAUUUGGUUUACAUUAUUAACCUACCUCCAUCAGUUGCCGAUGAGACACUUCUUAAAAGUUAUAGGUAUUUUGGACAAUAUGGCAAGAUCAAAAAAUGUGUUGUAAAUAAAGCCAACGCCUACACAAACGGCUCGUCUGGAGUUUCUUAUGGUGCUUACAUUACUUUUUCUAAUGAAGAGGAAUCUUCACUUUGCAUAAAGGCGUGUGACGAGUUUGUUAUUGAAGGAAAACAACUAACAGUGACUUUUGGUACUACAAAAUAUUGCACUUACUUUCUAGAAGGGAUAGCUUGUCCCAAACCAGAAUGCUUAUAUCUACAUAAGCUUGCGCCACAGUCCCAGAUGGUUCCGAGGGAUUCAAUGGCACAAGUUAAAAAUAUUCAGCCAAAAAAUAUUUUAUUAGAAAAAUUGAAGAUUGUUGUAGAUCCACCUGAUGAAAAGACAGCCUUACCAAGAGCAAGAGUAACAAGAGAUAGAUCAAUGACAGAAAAUUUUACGAAAAAAAAUUCCUUUAGACCAAGAAUUUUUUCAAGGGAUUUUGAAGCUUCACAUAGUAGAUUCAAUUUUGUUCAAGAAAAAGAAACAGAAGAAAAGCCUUAUGAUCUUCUUCCUAAGUCUGUAAUAGACUUAAUCAAAAAAAAUUCCCCUUGUAAAGAAACAGUUGAAGUGCUAUCAGAUCAAUAUAACGAAAUUCUGUCACCAUCAAGCCCAGACAAGUGGGCCAAUGAUAUAUUACAAGUUGUUGAUGUUAAAACUGACUUCAGCUUGGACAGUCACGACCAACACAUUUAUGUCGUAGCUCCAAAAAUUAAAGCCUAA
Blepharisma stoltei is the source of this 990-nucleotide messenger RNA. NCBI's taxonomy places the organism in Eukaryota, Ciliophora, Heterotrichea, Heterotrichida, Blepharismidae. The record is from the annotation of a GenBank genome assembly.